Corticium candelabrum is the source of this 1137-nucleotide messenger RNA. RefSeq lists its product as uncharacterized. Gene Ontology annotation, biological process: phosphate-containing compound metabolic process. The transcript has a single exon. Gene Ontology annotation, molecular function: inorganic diphosphate phosphatase activity; magnesium ion binding. NCBI's taxonomy places the organism in Eukaryota, Metazoa, Porifera, Homoscleromorpha, Homosclerophorida, Plakinidae. Gene Ontology annotation, cellular component: cytoplasm. The record is from RefSeq and is a predicted model, not a curated record. The coding region runs from base 24 to 995 and encodes 323 amino acids.
AGCUAACACCGCUGCCUACCCGUAUGUUAUCCACGUGCGUCCGUCACCUUCGAAAAGUCUCGUCACUUUCAAGGCUGGCCAAGAGGACGAGAACGAUGUCAUACGUAGCAGUAGAGAAAGGCUCCGAGUACACGUCGAACUACCGCAUUUACUACCGAGACUCGAAGGGGGCCCCCCUUUCACCAUUCCACGACAUCCCGCUCUACGCCAACGCUGAACAGACCGUACUCAACAUGGUGGUCGAGGUGCCGAGGUGGUCCAACGCCAAAAUGGAGAUAAACAAGACGGACAAGCUCAACCCGAUCAAGCAGGACUACAAGAAAGGAAAACUGCGUUUCGUCCACAAUUGUUUCCCUCAUCACGGGUAUAUCUUCAACUAUGGCGCUCUGCCACAGACGUGGGAGGAUCCGAAUCAUCGCGACGCGAGGACCGGUUGCCUGGGUGACAACGACCCACUGGAUGUGUUGGAUAUCGGGUCUCGGGUGGCUAGACGUGGCGAGGUACGGCAAGUGAAGACGCUCGGUCUGAUGGCGCUCAUCGACGAGGGUGAAACCGAUUGGAAGAUCAUUGCUAUUGAUAUCAGUGAUCCUGAAUCUGGGAAUAUUAAUGAUAUCCCGGAUGUUGAGAAGAAAAUGCCCGGAUUAUUGACAGCAAUCCACGAGUGGUUCAAGAUAUAUAAAAUACCAGCGGGUAGUCUUGCGAACAAGUUUGCGUUUGGAGGACAAGCGAAGGACAAGGCGUUCGCCGACGAUGUCAUACGGAUGACGAGGGAGUCUUGGCAGGAGCUGAUCAUGGGGAAAGUCGAAGGGAAAGGCGUGUCUCUAGCAAACACGACAAUACAAGGCAGUCCGUUUAUGAUCACGAAGGAGGACGCGGAGAGUGUGAUUGCCGGCGCCGAUCCGCACGGCCCACCCGGUCCGAUUGAGUCCAUUAUCGUAGACAAAUGGCAUUAUGUUAGCAAGGAAGACGCAGCCGCAGUAAAGGACGACGAUUGAUGACUGAUUGUCAUAUCAUACAGUACUAAUACUAAUAGAUUGUGCUAUUUUUCGAUGCAUCGACUGACAUUCUGUUGUGCGUUUACUGAGCUGUGGAUUUACAUGUUGCAUUGAUAACAAUAAAUGUUAACGUGUAACACAA